Molecule: messenger RNA, 1313 nt
Organism: Nycticebus coucang (slow loris)
Lineage: Eukaryota; Metazoa; Chordata; Mammalia; Primates; Lorisidae
Gene: NTMT2
Product: N-terminal Xaa-Pro-Lys N-methyltransferase 2
Biological process (GO): N-terminal protein amino acid methylation
Cellular component (GO): cytoplasm
Molecular function (GO): N-terminal protein N-methyltransferase activity
Source: RefSeq, a predicted model, not a curated record
AUGAAGAAAACAGGCCUGACACGGAUUGAAGUACAAGCUUGCAAGAGGCGGGCUAACCUUAAGCGCAGAGUAGCCUGGAGCAACCUUCGCAGUAGCUAUUUAUUGAGACGUUACAUGACAGUUCUCGUGCCUGUGGACGUGCCGGGCGGACGGCGGCCCGUGCGCAGCGGUGUCAGGCUGGUACCACGGGCAAGGCGGCGGCCACUGCGGCUGAGGCUGCUGAGGGGGCAGUUGCGGCUCUUGGUGCCGCAGCCCGAGCGCUGCGCGGGGGCCCACCUGGGAGCCCAUUUUGCAUUUAGGUCUCGCUGGCAGACGGAUGAUGAACUCUGUCGACACAGCAUGUCCUUCAUUCUUCAUAAAGCCAUUCGCAAUGACUUCUUUCAGAGCUAUCUGUACCUGCUGGAAAAAAUUCCCCUGGUGAAAUUGUAUGCUUUAACAAGUCAAAUGAUCAAUGGUGAGAUGCAGUUUUAUGCCAGAGCUAAGCUUUUCUACCAGGAAGCACCGGCCAUAGAAGAGGGUAUGAUGGGAAAUUUCAUUGAACUGUCUAGCCCAGAUAUUCAAGCCUCUCGGGAAUUUCUUAGGAAAUUUGUUGGGGAUUCCGGGAGAGCUGGAACGGACUGCGCCUUAGACUGUGGCUCUGGGAUAGGAAGGGUGAGCAAGCAUGUCUUGUUGCCAAUUUUCAACAGCGUGGAACUUGUGGACAUGAUGGAAUCUUUCCUCCUUGAAGCCCAGAACUACCUUCAGGUCACAGGAGACAAGGUAGAGAGCUACCACUGCUACAGCCUACAGGAAUUCACACCUCUGUUUGGGAGAUACGAUGUCAUCUGGAUUCAGUGGGUCUCUGGGCACCUGACUGAUAAGGACCUUCUUGCAUUUCUUUCCCGGUGCCGAGAUGGCUUGAAAGAAAAUGGCGUCAUCAUUCUGAAGGACAAUGUGGCACGGGAGGGCUGUGUCUUGGAUCUCUCUGACAGCAGUGUGACCUGGGACAUGGACAUCUUCCGGAGCCUCAUUAGGAAGAGUGGGCUGGUGGUGCUGAGCCAGGAGAAGCAGGAGGGCUUCCCAGAGCAGUGCAUCCCGGUGUGGAUGUUCGCACUGCACAACGAUGGACACUCCUGAAAUGCAGUGGGAAUGAAUGACUGGACUGGACAGGCAAUGGGGCUUUGGGCCCUGGUGCUGUCCUUUCCAGGUGCCCCUCACAGUGCAGUGCUUGUCAUGUGGCCAGAUCCUAAGAGAUGAAUUUAAUGAAGAGGAUCACAUGAAUUUUCCCAGGAAGGCCUGCUGCUUCUAGGCCUAAGAAGCCAGGGCUCCUCUCC